Messenger RNA from Sclerotinia trifoliorum, 1483 nucleotides. The record is from the annotation of a GenBank genome assembly. Lineage: Eukaryota; Fungi; Ascomycota; Leotiomycetes; Helotiales; Sclerotiniaceae.
CGAUCUCUAUCAUCGUGCAUGCACUUCCGUACUGCACCAAUCCCACGUUUUAUUUACAACAUACAUAAAAAUCUUAUCUUAUGAUCAAUAAUGUACCAUUUCUUGCCAUUUAAGGCGUUCUUCAAGAAACUCCCGAGGUAGACAGGGUUUUAUGCCAAUGCGAUUAUCUUUUUAAAUAUUGUACAAGCCAUACUACCAUACCAGGACUCUCCUUACUCUAGCACCGAGGAGAUUCAGCUCCGCCAUCUUUACAAGAAGAAGGAGUAGACUGGGUAAGGGUAAGAAAUUUUGGGUUUAACAGUAGCUCGUUUAUUUCGUGCAAGGAUGCAGGGUAGGCACAGGAUGGUAUCGGUCCACAAGUGCUUAGGUACCCCGAUUAAAUGCUAUAAUUCGGUGCUGUUGUCCGUGAAGUAGAGCUAAUUCUAAUGUGGUAUAUCUGCACCACCACCGCAUCCAAAAAACAAUUUUCACAAAAACAAAUACCAGUCACACUUUUCAACAUGCUCUCCUAUGUCAUAGUAGUGCUUCUAGGACUCGCCAUUUUUGAUGGUGUGGGAUGCCUACCCAUUUUGGUGAGCUUUUUUCCUCCUUCUAGGUAUCUGAUUUUGUGCUAAAGGUAGAAAUGAGGAGAAGCACUCACUAAUAGUGUUUAUAUCAUAGAAAUCCAUCGAAUCAGUAAACCUAAACAUAGACACAAUCCGCCCCCGAGACGACGCGCCUCUCGAUAGAUCCUCAGUUCUGGUCAAGUCAGUUAUAGGUACCGUGGGUCUCAUUGUGAAAGAUGGACGUGACGAUUUACCUGUCGGCAAGAAGGCACAUAAAAUCAAUGGUCGCGGUAAUCCAAGCCCUCCCGCCACUCUCGAUGACGAUGAUGAAGAUACAAUAAUCGAGAAAAAAUAUACGCCUAGUCUAAUAGGGAAAGUCAUUAUAGAAGCACGCGAUAGAACAUCUGCAUCGCCGCACGUCACGCAUUCGGAGAAGAGAGAAUCUGCAAGUCACAGUCGAGCCAAAAAUAUGGUUUCUCCUGCUACUCUAGAUGGACAAGGCUCUUAAUUUACCGGUGAUUUUUCGAGUCUAAUAGUAGCUCCACUGCGGGUUAUUGAUACCACGUGAAGUCCACAAGUGGACGGUCCUUCUGUUUCUUCUGCGGAGGAUUCAAUUCAUGCUGCAAUAAUAAUUACCGAGAAUCCAACUGUGACAAAUAAAGGGCUGGAUGCAAGAGAUGAAGACCUUUCGAUAUUACAGAACAUUGCGGUUAUAGUUUCAGUGGUUGAUGAUGUGAAGAAUAUCUUGUAAUUUCAUGUUUUGGGAAGAAUGUGAGACUGGAAGGGAUUGGAACUGGUGAUAUUUGGUUUAUGGAGGGAGAGUGGGAAAAAUUUUGGGACAAAAGAAUUGGUCCAGAAGCACAGUUAUUGAAGGAGAAAGAGCACAGGCUGCACUUGACGAUACUUACUCGGAGUAAGAAUUGAUAGGCAUGGGCAAG